AUGGAAGAUCAGCCUGCCCUUUUUGAGACUUUGUCUGACCCGCGACUUUUACAUCACCUUCCGGAUGAACUUGUCGAAAUACUUUGCCGGAGCGCGGAGCCGUUGAAUGAAUUAUCACGCCUUUCAUUGAAUCCGAGCUACACGGCGAAGCUAUUUUCAAUAUUUGAGCCUAUAUGUGUGGAUAUUGCUGCGAGAUGGCUAUCCAUCAACUUAUUGUCCUCUCCUUUUGAAGUCAUAGCCGCCUUCUCCAGAAUUUUGCCUCUUGCACAAUAUCUACAGCCAUUUGUACGCCUCCUCCUCCAGCGCCUAAAUGGCAAGGUACCGUUAUUUUCCGAAUCUCCGGACAUCGAUUUCGAAGAUACAAGUGACGAAACUUUACUCUUGUUACUCUUAUCAUUCUUUCGUUUACUAAGCUUUGAUCGGGAGAUAUUCUCCAUUUUCGUCUCUCCGGCUCGAUUAGGGGCUUUAUUUUCGCAUUCCAAUAGUAUUCUGAGAUAUUUGAGCAUUAGGUGCUUUUGUCUAUACAUGCAUGCUGCUGAUGCGUCCAUGCAAUCGAUGCUUCAACAAUAUUGCGGAGAAGAUCUGCUUCUGGGCCCGUGGGAGGACCAGAUGAUUGACUACAGGCUUCUAAGCCUUUGGGAAGAAAAGAGAUGGAAUGAUUUUCAGACAGAUCUGCUAAACGUACGAAGCAGUCGCGAUUCAUCUAUCUUUGAUACGUGCAUUCAGCGACUUCCCGUAUCGCCCCUCACAGCUGUGAUUGGCGGUGUUAUAAUUCCGAAAGUCGAACAGCGCCGUAAAACAAACCUUCGUACAUUGGUGCAGACAUCCACUGUUUUAGAAAACUUACGCAGAGUUGGAUUGGGUCUUCUCUCCUCUGAGCCUCUUUUACUCAUCGGCCUGGCGGGUGCAGGAAAGACAUCACUCAUAUCUCACGCGGCGGAUGCAAUGGGGCAAUCGGCCUCCAUGAUAACGUUGCAUUUAAAUGAGCAAACUGAUCUGAAAAGCUUACUUGGAGUAUAUUCAACUUCUACGCGAACUGGGGGAUUCAUCUGGCAACCCGGCUCUCUUGCAAAGGCCGCAAAUGAAGGGCGAUGGGUGUUGAUUGAAGACCUUGACCGAGCACCUUCCGAAGUCCUGAGUGUCAUUUUGCCUCUGAUUAAGAACCGUGAACUCAUUAUCCCGAAUAGAAAAGAGCGCAUCCAAUGUGCUGAAGGCUUCAGGAUUAUCGCCACUAUGAGAUCUACUAUUAACUCGAAAGGCCUUGAGGUCACCUCAGGUGAGACCCUGCUUGGUAACAGAUUAUGGCGCCGGAUUCAAGUGAUGUCCCUGCCAUCGGCGGAAGUCAGGCAAAUCAUACAGGAAGAGUUUCCCCUACUUUCAAUGGCUGGAUACGUUGAUAUGUUUCUCAAUCUCUAUGAUCGAAUAAUAGAGGUUGUGCGUGUAUCAACUAUGGCCCACAGCAUCCAAGGAAGAUUUAUCGGACUACGUGAUUUAAUAAAAUUUUGCUGGAGAAUUGAACGACGUCUUGAAAAGUUGGGCAUUUCAACGAGCAGGGGGGCAAUCCCCGAAAGGACUGACGACGAAAUACUCAUGGAUGCGGUUGAUUGUUUUGCCGCAUUCGUACCGAACAAGGCAUUUCGACUCAAACUUAUAGGCGAAAUUGCCGCAGAACUCCGUGUGCCUCCUCAGCGCAUGAACUUUUGCUUGUUUGAGCGUGUACCUGAAUACUCAGAGGCUCAGGAUGGACUACUCAUUGGGCGAGAGGUGUGCCCGACUCUGAAAGUUUUAAAUACCCAAACUUCACGGUUGUCAGUGGGUAAGUCUCUCGCAUUCGCAUCAACCAAGGCAUCAUUGAGGACUAUGGAGCAAUGUGCUGCGGCUUUCCAAAUGUCUGAACCCUUGCUACUUGUUGGCGAAACAGGUAUUGGAAAAACUGCAAUCAUUCAACGUUUAGCAUGUUUGUUAAACCAGCGCCUUACGGUAGUGAACCUCUCUCAGCAGAGUGAGACAACCGAUUUGAUUGGGGGCUAUAAGCCAGUCAAUCUCCGAUCCAUCGCAAUUCCUCUAGUGGACAGGUUUCACUCUCUCUUUGACGCUACGUUUUCCGUAAAGAAGAAUCAAAAAUUUCUAUCUUCAGUUUUAAAGAGUGCCACCACUGGAAACUGGUCUCGUUUGCUGAAUGUCUUGAACGAGGCUGUUAAAAUGUCUUCCAGGUUGUUUCAUGAGCCUGAAACUGGACCCUAUGGUGAGGAGAGAAGCUCUGAGCAACAGCCAGCAAAAAGGAGGAAGGUAGACAUCUCAAAAUACGGCAACCUAAAGCAAAGAUGGCAAUCCUUUACGCAAGACUUACAGGACUUCGAAACACAUAUAUCCCGAGGAGACACUAAGAUGUCUUUUGCCUUUGUACAGGGAAAAGUUGUGAAAGCCUUAAGGGAUGGGGAAUGGGUUCUUUUGGAUGAAAUAAAUUUAGCAUCUCCUGAGACCCUCGAAAGCAUUUCCGGGUUACUCAGUCACGGACGAGACGGUCUUCCUUCUAUCCUUCUCUCCGAAGCUGGAGAGGUUGAGGCUGUUCAAGGCCACCCUGAUUUCCGCAUAUUUGCUGCUAUGAAUCCUGCAACUGACGCAGGUAAACGUGACCUGGCUCCUGGAUUGAGGUCUCGCUUUACGGAACUGUACAUUCAACCACCUGAUAGCGAUUUUGACGACUUAAUAAGCCUAAUUCAAGCGUACUUGGGCCAGCUGGCGCAUCAUGAUCGUACAGCCGCGCCAGCACUCGCUAGCUUGUAUCUUGAGAUAAAGAGAUUAAAUGCUGAGAACAGAUUGACUGAUGGGGCAGGUCAAAGACCCCAUUUCAGUAUACGCACAUUAGUCAGGACGCUGCUAUACAUAAACGACCAAGCUCAUAUUUAUGGAGUCCGCCGUGCAAUGUAUGAGGGAUUUUGUAUGAGCUUCUUAACGCUACUAGGAAAAGAAUCCGAGCAACUUGUUGCUCCCUACAUCGAUAAAUUUCUCUUUGAGAAACAUGGAAAUGCAAGAUCAUUGCUAUCAAAAACACCCAAGGAACCUCCAGAUGGGUCGCAGCAUAUACAAUUCAAGCAUUACUGGAUGCGGAAGGGCGGUCUCGAACCAGAACUUCAGCCACACUAUAUUAUUACUCCCUUUAUCGAGAAGAAUUUGAUGAAUCUGGUAAGGGCAAGUUGCACAAGGAGAUUUCCGAUUCUUUUGCAAGGCCCGACAUCUUCUGGGAAAACCAGUAUGGUCGAACAUCUGGCAAAAAUCUCGGGUAAUAAAUUCGUAAGGAUCAAUAACCACGAACACACAGAUCUUCAAGAAUAUCUAGGCUCGUACGUUUCCCGAGAAGAUGGCAGCUUGCGGUAUCAGGAGGGUAUAUUGGUUGAAGCCUUAAGAAACGGAUAUUGGAUUGUUCUUGAUGAACUUAAUCUUGCUCCGACCGAUGUUCUAGAAGCCCUUAACCGAUUACUGGAUGAUAAUAGAGAACUUUUCCUUCCUGAGACACAGGACGUCGUUCGUCCGCACCCGAAUUUUAUGUUAUUUGCUACUCAAAACCCUGCUGGUUUGUAUGGUGGGAGGAAAGUCCUCUCUCGUGCUUUUCGAAACCGAUUCCUCGAGCUCCACUUUGAUGAUAUUCCUGAAGAGGAGCUGGAAUUUAUUUUGACAGAGCGAUCGCAGAUAGCUCCUUCGUUUUGUAAAAGAAUCGUUUCUGUAUAUCGCCAGCUGUCUAUUCUGCGACAAUCUAGCAGGUUAUUUGAGCAAAGGAAUAGUUUUGCUACACUACGUGAUCUCUUCAGGUGGGCAUUAAGGCGUGCUGAUAACAAAGAACAACUUGCUGCUAACGGAUUCAUGCUUCUCGCGGAACGAGUCAGGAAUCCGGAGGAGCGACUUGCUGUCAAAAAGGUCAUCGAAAAGGUUAUGGGUGUUAACAUCAACGAACGAUCGUUGUAUGAUACUAUCAAUGUGACUUCCCGUUUCUCUCAGCCAUCUACCGUUCCUCACGGGCUUGUUUGGACAAAUGCCAUGAGGAGACUUUUCGUCCUGGUUUCGAAUGCCAUCGAUCAUAAUGAGCCAGUGUUACUUGUAGGAGAUACAGGCUGCGGCAAAACGCAGCUAUGUCAAGCAAUUGCCGAAAUAUACGGGAAAGACCUAAACAUACUCAAUGCUCACGUCAACCUUGAGACAGGAGAUCUUAUUGGUGCGCAGCGACCACUGAGAAAUAGAAAUUUGAUCAAACAAACCCUUGUUGCGGAUAUUUCGUCAAUUUUAUAUCAACUCAAUGCGAUGACAGAAGAGAGUGAUUUGAGGCUGGACGACCUUCAAAAGGCUUUUAUGUCUCUCUCCCCAGCUCAGCUUGAGGGCUUAGACAAAAAAAUCCUAGAUCGAAUACAUAUUAAUAUUUCUAGAGUCAAUGCACUCUUCGAGUGGGCUGAUGGAAGCCUAGUGUCAUCAAUGAAAAAAGGCCAGCAUUUUCUGCUUGAUGAGCUAUCUCUUGCUGAUGAUUCAGUUCUUGAGCGCUUAAAUAGCGUCCUUGAGCCGCAUAGAUCCCUUCUUUUAGCAGAAAAGGGCCCCAUUGACUCCCUGGUCGUUGCAGCACCAGGGUUUCAGUUCUUGGCCACAAUGAAUCCCGGUGGUGACUAUGGUAAAAGGGAGCUAUCUGCUGCUUUAAGGAAUCGUCUCACUGAAAUUUGGGUUCCUCAGCUUUCAGAUGCGGACGAUAUCAUACCUAUUUUAGAGGCAAAACUCCAUCCUACAUUUCAAAACUCAGCGCUACCAAUGAUGUGUUUUGCAAAGUGGUUUAAAGAAAACUAUCAAGGCUCCGCUUCAGCUUCUAUUUCCGUCCGCGACUUGCUUGCUUGGGCAAGUUUUGUCAAUGAUUGCAAGGAGCUUGAUUCUGUAUCCGUAUUGGUUCAUGGAGCAUGUUUGGUAUAUAUUGAUUCGUUGGGUGCCAAUCCCUCUGCAAUACUUGCUGUCUCAUCUGGGGAUCUUGUUAAAGAUCGCCGUAGAUGUCUAGAGGAACUUGGGAGGCUUUUCUCGUUCGAUGCGAUAUCUGUAUACUUCCAAAAAAUCAAUACUUCGAUUAAUGAGGGCUACAUGGAAAUAGGCCCUUUCUGUCAUGAAAUCCGUCCUGGUUCUCAGACCGACCCUAAUUUUGCAUUAGAUGCACCGACGACGUUGACAAAUACUCUUAGGAUUGCAAGAGGUCUUCAGUCAAAUAAACCAAUAUUGAUUGAAGGAAGCCCUGGCGUUGGAAAAACUACCCUUGUAGCAGCACUUGCUAGUAUUCUUGGGAUAAAUCUCACACGUAUUAACCUGUCCGAGCAAACGGACCUCACGGACCUGUUUGGGUACGAUGUUCCCGUUGAAGGCGCCGAGAUUGGAAACUUUACCUGGAGCGAUGCACCGUUUCUGCGAGCUCUGCAACAAGGUGGCUGGGUACUCCUUGACGAAAUGAAUCUUGCUUCUCAAUCUGUCCUUGAAGGGUUAAAUUCUUGCUUGGAUCAUCGACAACAGGUUUAUAUUGCAGAGCUGGACCAAACCUUCGAUAGGCACCAAGACUUUGUUCUCUUUGCAACACAAAACCCGCAUCACCAAGGUGGGGGUAGAAAAGGCCUUCCAGCAUCUUUUGUCAAUCGGUUUACAGUUGUUUAUGCUGAUUCGUUCACCAUGCACGACCUGAAACUUAUCUGCACUAAGCUCUCUCCUAGCCUUUCUCCAAACCAUGCUGGACAAAUGGUAGAAUUUAUUUCCGCUAUAAACUCUCAGCUGCUAGAUCACCGUGGGAUGGGGCAGAUUGGAGGCCCGUGGGAAAUUAACCUGAGGGAUCUAUCUCGGUGGCUUAUACUGCUGGAUAAACCAGAAAUGAGAUCUUAUGCCUCCCAAUUUCUUGAUAUCAUAAUAUCCCAGCGUUUUAGAACUGCAGGGGACAGAGAAACGGUCGCGAAGCUUUAUGGAAAAAUCUUUGGAAAAGACCCCGAUCAUAAAAGCUAUUUUCAUAAUUUGAAAACUGAUUUUUUUCAUGUUGGUAUUGGAAAACUCAAACGCGAUGAAACACUGCAAAGAGUCUUUGAAAGACAAAUUGAAAUUUACCCUAAAGACCUCCCAAUCCUAGAGUCACUUAUGUUCUGUGUUGAGAACAAAUGGCCGACUGUUCUCGUUGGGCCAUCCGGUUGCGGUAAAUCGGCCACGCUUCAGAAGCUUGCUGCACUUAGUGGAGCUAAGCUUGUUGAGCUAUCCUUGAAUGCGGAUACUGACGCCAUGGACUUAAUUGGCGGAUUUGAACAGCGGGAUGAACACCGCCGCCUAUCGCUUCUUAUCAACGAGCUUAUAGACGCUUUACAGUACCAUAUCAUCCGGGCAUACAAAAAUGUGCCCCUUAGAGAAGUUACUAAUGAGUUGGUGGAACUAUACAGACUACUCAAAAUGAAAUCUUUGUCCCUCGAAAAGGUGUCUAAGUCCCUACAUCAUAUUUCUUGUCAACACGAAGAUCCGCGCUUCAAGCACUUUUACGAUCGUUGUGUGCAACUUCUGGCUUCAAACAGUGACAACCAUGUUGGCUUCGAAUGGACAGAAAGCCUGCUGAUUCAUGCGGUUGAAAGAGGAGAUUGGGUUGUAUUGGACAAUGCUAAUCUCUGUAAUGCGACAGUUCUUGACAGGUUGAAUUCGCUCAUGGAACCAAAUGGCUGUCUUAUCAUUAACGAACAGCGCACAAAUGAUGGGUCGAUAAAAAUUGUACGACCACAUCAACAGUUUCGUUUAUUCCUUACGAUGGACCCCCGGCAUGGUGAACUUUCUCGAGCAAUGCGAAAUCGAUCCGUCGAGCUCUUCUUUCUGCCCAGUGAAGUUCCUUCUUGCAGUCUUUCCCCGAUAGCCUAUACUUGCGAAUCUGCCGUGUAUCGUAUUCGAAAUUGCAUCUUCAGUGCAGCCACAGACGACCGUGGCUUGGAGAUUGCGUUAGAUCAUUUACCCCCAGGAGAUAUUACAAGAAUCAACCAAAAUUUACAUUCCCUUGGGCAACUAUGGACCGAAAGCGCAGGUAGCCCCAUAGAGACGGUGUCUUUUACAAUCGCCCGCUAUUACUCUUUGCUAUCAAAUGGCCGGUUAAUUGGCUGGCGAGAAGACUUGUCUCUUAGUGAAAUCACUGACGAAAACAAGUUCUUGAAAAGGGAACAGUGCUUUGAGCCGGUCCAUCCUCUAGUGAAUGAGCCUCGCGCAUUGAGCUCUCCUCGACCCGUUCAAGACCCUUUUUGCCUUACAAGGGUCGCCAAGAUCCAAGAAACCCAACUAGGUACUGCUCGACUAUUUCAAGAGUUGUCUCGUGUAGAAAAUGCGGCUCGGAGCAAAAAGUCAUCUGAAAUGAAUCGGUUGGAACGCUCCAUGACAUCUAUCACGAUUGUUCCCCACAGAAAGGACUCUACGUCACACAUUGCCACCUUCCUUAAAGAUUCAUGUCAGGCUUUGAUGGACUUCUUCCAAGAUGUGCGGUUGGACUCCCUAGAUGAAACUCAUCUAGAAGCCGCAAAAUCUAUUCUCGAGUUUUCCUUGGAUAUCUUUCGAUUGGGCGUGGGAAAUGACUUUGAAGACGCUCUAUUUUUAACCUAUAUUAACAUUGGAAAAGCUCUCUGUAAACCCUUGCGACCCGGUUCUAUUCGUUUGUUCGAGUGCUGGCCGCAAAUGUUGGAUUCUUUCCAAGCUAACUGGAAGCUUACUACCGGUGAUAGUAUGCAAAUAAUGUGGGAAAAGUGGAGACCCGCAACCGCAUCAAGUCCACUCCGCCUACAAAACAUGGUGGAAUUGGAGCUUCUUUGCUCACGCUUUGAUACUUUGAUACGAUCAACAAGCCUUCCUCUAGCGGAUCUUGCUCGGUUAAGCAAUUUAUUAAUUCAGGCGCAAGAGUCAUUGCUACUGGGUUCUGAUGCAGGCCAAUUGGUGCACGACCUGACACGGAUUAUUAUUGAAGCGGAGCGUAAAGCCAGAAAUUUUGAAUUUGAAACCGACUCAUACUUUUCAGUGGAAUUCGAAACAAUAUGUCAAUAUCAUGACCUUUCGGCUAGACAAACAAUUGAUACCUGGGGGUCUUUACAUGGCGUUGUAAGGCUCCUUGCAGGUCGAUCGUCUGUGCCUAAUGAUCUCUCCUCCUCUGGAAACCCUGCCCCAGGACUACUCUGCAAUCUUGCCCGAUUUUCGGGUUUUCAAAGUUCAUUCACCAACCAUUAUGCAUUGAGAGGCAAUUUAUCACUCUCCAUUAUCCGGAAGCUGAAGCAUAUUGGUGAUGUGCCACUCCAUAGAAUGGAAGCUCUUGAAUCUGAAGUGAAAAUGCUGACUGAGGCGCUCGCCGCAAGCUCCAUUCAAAUCUCGCAAGACCAGUUCGCGCUACUUGGAGAUAAUAUGAAGGAGUUAAUUAAAGAAUAUUUACUUUGUCACCAGAGUCUUAUGGAUACUGAAGCGCUACGGGCCUUUUUGGAGUCCAUUGACAAAUCUAGUGGCUCAACCUCGUUACUUUCCGGUGACGGGGAGCUUAAUAUCGAAAUAAAAUCGCAUACUGAGGUUGAGAGGUACCCAAAUUUUAGUACUUUUUUGUCAAAUUCAUUGAUUCAAUGUAUCACCGAUUGUGAUGCAACAUAUUCUAAGCGACACGUUUUGUUACGGCUUGGGAAAACGCUUGUAGCAUUUGCUACAACAUUAUUAAAAAGUUUCGUUCCGGAUCGGCCCUUUGACCCAUCAUUAGGGGUGGUUGCUGAACAUGAAAGAUAUUUACAAAAAAAACUUGAAAAGAAUAACAUCCUUCAAGCAUUAUUGAAUUUCGAAAGAAGGUAUUCUGGUUGUGAUACAAGUGUUCGUAUUCGAGCAGCGGAAGAUGGGCUGCGGCUCCUGGGAGACGCGCCGCCACCACUACGCAUAAUCAGGCCCAAACCUUCUCACUUAAGCAAUCUUCAGGGCGAACUUACUACCAUAUUGACGUCGGUCAUCAACAAAACUGGAGACGAUUUUUCGGUAGUAUCCGAAGAGUCUGGCUAUAUAGGCUCGCGCCUAGUGAAGGAGAAUAUUCGUCAUUUAUGUACUCGUCUUACUGAUAGCUACAGGGCAUAUGAUGAUAUCACUACUCCAAUUGUCCGAUUUCUUCAAAUGCUGCACCUUGGGAUAAGCCUUAUCGAGGACGGUCAAAAGAAAGCAACGGGUCUCGAAGACUUUAUUGAUACCAUUAGUAAAGCGACACCAUUUUUUGGAGGAACAGAACGUGUCCGGAUUCAUGAUCUUUCGUCUAUUGGCAUUUCCCAGCUCCCACAAUUACAACUUGAGACUGAUAUAUUUCGUCUAAGCCUUAUCAGUACUUUUAAUUGUAUAGACUCCGAAGUUCUCCAACGCCGUGAUUAUCGCGAGAUCUUACGGAGUUGCCUUCAAAGUCUUUAUGGCCAGUGGAAAGAGCAAUUACAAACGGAUCAAGCGAACGAAGCGGAAAAGUCUUCCUUUUACCGUUACCGAGGAUCUCUCCAAGACAGUAACCUUGCAGAAGCGGAAGAAAUCCUGAAUAUAUUCCCUACGUUUGAUGAAAAUUCAGAGUCUGACUGGGAGCCGCGAGUCAGACUCGACAAUAGGACAAUUGUGCUACGGCUUUCUCGGAAGUUUAAUCAAUUGUUUUCCCAUGAAAAUAAAGAGUCGAGACUUAAAGAGCUGAUUUCGGAUGCCGCGGGGCUUAUUGCCUGUACUCCAUUAGAAUUGGACCUUGUGCCAUGGUCUUCAUUGCAGCCUCAGUAUCAUCUGCCUGCAAUUUUGUUAUUAUUAGAUAAGGAGCGUUGUACUCCAGCCGGACCUUCUCAGAACUUCUACGCCGAUGCAAACAUCCCAGAAGUAAAGAGACUGAUGAUGAUUGUGGAAAAAACGUGGCACCGAUUUUCUGACUUGCACAAAAUUUGGUCUGAACAUGCUACACUUGCGGACGUCCUUGAGUGUUGUUCUGGAAUCUAUCAAUUUAAGCACCGGGAACCAAUUGCCAAGUUCUUGACAAAAGCGGAAAAGCUGCAUGGGUAUAUUCACGAAUGGCAAACCGUUGCAAGCAAGGAAUAUUCCGCUGUUGACUGCUAUAAUGAACUGACUGCAUUGUUGAUCAGUUGGCGACGUCUUGAACUCUCCACAUGGGCUCGUCUUCUCGACAUCGAAUACGAGAAAUGCGAAAAUGAUGCCAAAAGUUGGUGGUUUGUUGCUUACGAAGUAAUAAUUGAAACACCACUGCAAAUACUUCGAGAUGGUCAAAAUUUAGCAAGCCACACAACCGAACUUAUUUCGACGCUGGAGAAUUUUAUUUCUUUGACGUCAAUCGGACAAUAUCGCUUCAGGUUGGAGCUUGUGGAGUGGUUUGUGUCUCUAUGUCAGCUAUAUCUUGUUGAUUUUCCUUCUCUGAGUCAGUUGGUUUCAGCCUUGUCAAAUUUGGUAAGACGCUAUAAACCGUUUGUGACGAUAUUUGAGGAGCAGCUAGCAAUCGGCCGCAAGUCUCUAGAACAAGAUCUGAAGCAGGAGAUAGUUCUUACAAGCUGGAAGGACACCAAUAUCGCCGUGCUUCGGGACAGUGCACGUCGUUCUCAUCAUAAAUUAUUCAAAGUCGUACGAAAAUAUCGAACCCUUCUAAGCCAGUUAUCAGACACCGUCAUCGGAAACGGACUUCCUACUUCUGGUUAUGUGUCGGAGAACUUUUCAAAAAUAUCCUUGGGCACAGCUAAACCAGUUCUGGCAACAGCCCUUGAUUACUGCUGCGGAACCGUGUCUGGCUGGCACACUAAGCCAGCUCGGUUCAAGAACCCAGAUUCUACGGCUAAGAACAUGCGUCAAGUAUACUUGGGGUGUUUUGUCGGUUUAGAUAUCGGCCAGGAACUAGACACUAUUAUGAAAGAUAUCUUUGACACUCUCAACGAUUUCAGGGCCAAAACCCCCAAAACCCUGACUGAAAGUAACAAGGAAGAGGUGCAGCAUCUUAAAAGUCAAAAACGCCGCUUUUAUGCAGAUAAAUUAAGGGAACUUCGACAUAUGGGCAUCCGCUCUAACCUUGGUACAGAUGAUUUAAGGAAGCAGAAUUCUAUUUCGUCCGUCAUCGCUACAACCCCAAAUAUUAUAUUUAAUGGGGAGUCUCGGAUUUUGGAAAGCGCAGAUUCAUAUUUCCAUCGAUUCCUGGAUAAUACGCCCAAGACACGUCAAGCUAGUCGCGAGUACUCCAACGAUCUGAGCAAUGUAGAAGCAGCGAGAAGUUCUGGUUUCGUUGAAGGGCUACUAUUUCGAGUUUUGGCUCAGAGAGUAGUGCUAAGUUCAGCGUUGAAGGCCCUACAGCCACUCUCUGAAGUUGUUCAGGUCAUGGAAAGCAUGUCAAGCCUAAAGAAAGGGGAUCUGCAAAUACUCAACCCAUCUACUGCUAAUCGGAAUGAUGUUAAGGGGGCGCUUGCCUGGUUAUCCGUAACUCUUGGCUUAUGUGUGACCAUUUUGAAUAUUCAAGCUUCUUGCACAAAAAUUGACAUAUCCGAGGUAGUCGAUAAAUUGACUUCAAGACAGUAUGAAGUGGACUGUUUAGAGAAGACGUUGCAAAACAUCGCAUCCCUUCCAUGGGGAUUAUCGUCCGCAACUCACGAAUACCAUGUUUCUCGUGCUCUAAUGCUCAUUAUGGAGGUCCGGAAAGAUGUACAAGGCAUAAUAUAUAACAACCCAAGUUUAGCAUUUGUUCUUCGCCAGGUACUUCCUUGGGCUGAAAUUGACCUGUCGGAAUGCCUAUUUACGAAUCAAACUCCGUCCGCCAUUGAUACCCUUGGAGACUUUGAUAUUUCACUUUUAGCCGCUACAGAUAAGAUAUUUGUGGUAUUGCAAAGGCUGAAGGAUUGUUUAGCAGCUCUACCUACUUCUAUUCAAGACUCUGGUUGGCUAUCAAAAUCCGAAAAAGUUUUCUCGAAAGCUCUGGAUGAACUUCAUAUUGAUGAGAUUGCGGGCAACAUCAUAUCCUCCUUGGCUACAAUAAAGUCAAUCUCCGAGCCAUCAGGAGGGUUGGAUAUCGCGCCUGCCCUUAUUGCCACCGUGAUGCCUAUAGUCAGUCAAUAUCACCAUAUAUGUCUUGACUUGGUUAAUCGAUAUUCUCUUAUUCACCGCGAAGUCUGUAAGAUGGGCUAUAUUCUCUCCAUGUCGUUCAUACGGGUGGCUUCUGAGGGACUAUGUAGCCCAGCAGAAGCAUCAGAAGAACAAGGAGCAACAGGGAACCUGGAAAGCGGGACUGGCCUUGGUGAGGGGGAAGGGGCUGAAGAUAUUAGUAAAGAUGUUCAAGAUGACGAGGAUCUUUCUGACCUGGCCCAACAGCAAUCAGACGAAAAAGCGGAGAAAGAGGAUACUAAUUCUUCCGAUGAUGCUGUGAACAUGGAUCAUGAUGACCUUGAAGCAAAUACCGAAAACGUUGAACAGACUGAGAAGUCGGAAGAUGGUGAGGAUUCUGAGAUAGAAAACCUCGAUGAUAUCGAUGAAGAGGUAGGCAGUGUUGAUGGGCUGGAUGAGUCUGCCGUAGACGAGAAGCUAUGGGAUGGCAAAAAUGAUCCUGGGCAAAAGGACACAGAAAACGACGAGGGUAAAGGUACAUCUCAUACGGAGGAGGAAACUGCUGCCCCUGAAAAGAAUCAUACGGAUGGAAAAGAAACGCAGGGUGACGAAAAUGACAGUGAUAGUGAAUCGGUUGCCGACGAAGAAUCCGAGGCAAUUGGCCGUGAAGAUAAUAUGGAUGUCACCGAACCGUAUGUGAAAGAGGAUCAAAUUUUGGACUUGCCAGAUGAUAUGGAACUUGAUGAACAGCAACACAACACCGACCCGGAUCCUGAUGAUGACAUCGACGAUGAUUUUCCAGAUGAUGACGAGAUGCCACCUGAGAAUUCUGAGGCUGUUACAAAGGAAAAUUUCCCAGACUCGCCAAGUCAAAACGAAAUAAAUGAAGAUGAAAAUAAAAAUGAAAUUGACAAUUCAGAUAACAAGGAAUCUGAAGGGUCAAAUAUAUCCGAUAGUGAUGAUCAGCAGGAUGUUAGCCCAGCUGAACAGCUAGACGCGGAGGUUGAAAAUACACAUGCAGCCCCAAGCGAAGCUGUAUCUGUAGGUCCGGAUACAGAGGAAAAUCGUGAUAAUGUAGCAACAGGGCAGGUAACGAGUGAACAACAGUCAAAUGAUCUAUGUCAAGACAGUGAGAUGCAAUCAAACGCGGGAAAAUACGGUGACGAUAAUGACAGGCAGGCUUCAGGAGAUCACGCCGGGGGUAGGGCAGAAGAUGCGCCGCAGGAUUCCCAGGCCCAGGCGUUUAAACAACUCGGUGAUAUCUUGGAACAGUGGCAUCGAUCACAACGAAAUAUCAAAGAGGCCUCCAAUGAUGGGAAAGUGGAUGAAAUAGAUGUCGACGUGAAUAUGGAGGAGGUUGACUUUGAACAUCUAGCCAAUGACGAAGAUGCCGCAGAUACCCAAGCUCUUGGUACAGCAAGCGAUGACCAAGCCAGAAAUCUCGAUCAUACCAAAGCCGUCGAAUCGAAUCAGCAAGUGGAAAACAAUGAUGUUUUUCCUGGUGAGAGUGAUCAUGAUAUAGAACAAACUAAAGAGGGACUGGAAGAUUUAAUGGAGCUAGACAAUACUGCGGGUCAGACAAACCAUCCUGCAUCAUUGCCAUUUGUGGCAGGGAAUAUUCAAGACAAAAGCGAUGUAGGUCAAUUCACAGAACAAGAUGAGAUGCAAGAAAAUUUAGAGGAUGUCGAUCGUCAUCUGUCAGCAAUUCAUCUUUCGCCUGAACGUCCCCCAUUAACCCCACCCGAAGAAGCACGGCGGCUGUGGUCUCAUUAUGAAUCUGUCACGCAAGACCUUGCACUAUCGCUUACAGAACAGCUUCGGCUGAUACUUGCCCCAACAAUGGCGACAAAACUAAGAGGCGAUUUCAGAACGGGGAAACGGCUGAAUAUUAAACGUAUAAUCCCAUACAUUGCGUCUCAAUUUAAGCGGGAUAAAAUCUGGAUGCGCCGCUCCAUGCCUUCGAAAAGAAAUUACCAGAUAAUGAUCGCAGUUGAUGAUAGUAAGUCUAUGCUUGAAAGCGCCAGCGGUCAACUUGCCUUUGAAACCCUUGCACUGGUAUCUCGCAGUCUUAGUAUGCUAGAAGCUGGAGAAUUAUGCAUUGUUAGCUUCGGGAACGAGGAUCAUAUCCGGGUGGCACACGAGUUUGGAAAACCAUUCUCAUCCAAUGCAGGAAUGCGGGUAUUUCAACAGUUCAGCUACAAACAAACUGGUACCAAUGUAAAGAGACUGAUCGAGGAAUCGACUGCAUUGUUUCGUGAUGCGAGGUCCAAACGGUCAUCAUCAAGCGGCGAUCUAUGGCAACUACAGCUGAUUGUAUCCGAUGGUAUUUGCGAAGACCAUGAGGAUAUUAAACGCCUGCUCAGACAAGCGCAAGAGGACCGAAUAAUGAUUGUUUUCAUCAUUGUUGAUGCGGUUAAAGAAGAGAGCAACUCAAUCAUGAGCCUUUCGCAGGCGACCUUUGAGCAUGAUGACUCAGGAGGGAAAUGGAAAAUGAAAAAGUACCUAGAAGGAUUUCCAUUUCCUUACUACCUAAUUGUGAGAAAUGUGAAUGAGCUUCCUUUUGUUCUAUCGCUGGCCUUAAAACAAUGGUUUGCUGAGGUUGUUGAUGUAUCGGCUUGA
This is a messenger RNA of Ophidiomyces ophidiicola, 14688 nucleotides long. It is a transcript of the gene MDN1, whose product is annotated as AAA ATPase midasin. The transcript is spliced from 3 exons. The record is from RefSeq and is a predicted model, not a curated record. Gene Ontology annotation, cellular component: preribosome, large subunit precursor; nucleus. NCBI's taxonomy places the organism in Eukaryota, Fungi, Ascomycota, Eurotiomycetes, Onygenales, Onygenaceae. Gene Ontology annotation, molecular function: ATP binding; ATP hydrolysis activity. Gene Ontology annotation, biological process: rRNA processing; ribosomal large subunit assembly. The coding region runs from base 1 to 14688 and encodes 4895 amino acids.